UAAGAGAUGGUUCCAUCCUGUUCCUAGCCCGGAAUGCUAAAGUAGCUGAAAAGUUCUUACAAACGAAACAUCUUUCCAAUUUGUGUAUAAUCACUGUCACAUUACACGAAAACCUCAACACAGUAAAAGGAGUUGUAUACGCACCCUGCCUGAUUAACUUCAACGGUAACGAAAUCGUUGAAGAACUAAAAAGUCAAGGCGUAGCUAAAAUUUACAAAUUCAUUCGUACACAAGACGGAAAAACAGUACCAACUGGAAAAAUUGUAAUUACAUUUGAUCUUUACCAAUUGCCAAAAACUUUGGACGUAGCAUGGUAUAAAGUACGGGUAGAUCCCUACUUUCCCAACCCCAUGAUAUGCCGAAAUUGUCAACACCUAGUGCACACAAAAAAUCGUUGCUCGAAACCCACUACCUGCGAAGGUUGUAGCUUACCCCCACACUCGCCAGACACAUCCACUCGUAACCAAUGCGCCAACUGCGUCAAUGAACACUCCUCGGACACAAACUGUCCGCGAUUCAACCAAAUGAAAGAAGUACUGCAAAUAAAAACUAUUUACAAAUGCUCGAUAGGCGAAGCCUACAAAAAAUAUAACGAAAAGAACACGCUAACACAUAGCACAAAGUCCUAUGCAUCUAAAGCUAAAAUAUCUCCUCACCUUAAUCACUCAACAGCACCAGCAAGCAAACCAUCAGCUUCAUCAACAGCUCCACCCAGUCACCACUUUCUAAUCUUACCAAAGAACUCAUUAACCACAACGAAUACUAUAUCCCGAGAUCAGAAACAAAAUCACCGUCCGACGAAACUUAACUCUAAGGCUUAACCUAGUAAAUUCAAAUUUACAAGGCUACAAGCUCUCUCCAUACAAAUGAUCAACAGAUUCAAUACUUUGCAAUGGUACAUAAAAGGUUUCGUUAACAAUAAUAUUGAUCUCGAAUUAAUCCGCAAGGAACACAACCCACAUUUGAUUGCCCUACAAGAAACACACUGUCCUAUUGGCUUCAACCCUAUUGCUCCAAAGAACUACACAGCAUACUACAACAAUAACUCACACACAUACGCUAAUCAAGGAGUCGGAAUCUUGAUUAAAUCGAACAUACCACACAAGCACACUCCAAUUGCUUCUCCAAAAUAUAAAUAUUUUUCGGUACAGUACAGUCUCGAAUUUACU
This is a messenger RNA of Rhagoletis pomonella (apple maggot), 1169 nucleotides long. RefSeq lists its product as uncharacterized. NCBI's taxonomy places the organism in Eukaryota, Metazoa, Arthropoda, Insecta, Diptera, Tephritidae. The transcript is spliced from 2 exons. The record is from RefSeq and is a predicted model, not a curated record. Bases 351 to 821 code for a protein of 156 amino acids.